Molecule: messenger RNA, 822 nt
Organism: Belonocnema kinseyi
Lineage: Eukaryota; Metazoa; Arthropoda; Insecta; Hymenoptera; Cynipidae
Gene: Pldn
Product: biogenesis of lysosome-related organelles complex 1 subunit 6-like
Exons: 5
Coding region: 139-636 (165 amino acids)
Biological process (GO): intracellular transport
Cellular component (GO): transport vesicle; extrinsic component of membrane; BLOC-1 complex
Source: RefSeq, a predicted model, not a curated record
CGAUGCAUGGGGCGUAAAUAAAGACGUAAAUGCCGUAAAUUUGUGAAGUGUAUUUUGAAUAAAAUAUAAAAUUAUCUAAAUUAGUCUGACAAAAAUUGCUAAUUUCUACAUAUAUAUAUAUAUAAAAAAAAUAAAAAAAUGAUGACUGAUGUUGAAGAAUCUACAGUGGCCAGUGAAAUUCAACCGCAACUGCGAUCCUCCGGAAGGGAAAAUAAGGAGCUGGCAAUUUCAGAAGAUUUACAAAAAGCUGUGGAGGAACUUUCCCAGGGUCUUUUAAGUAUUUAUCAACCACCACUCGAACAACUCGAAAAGGAGCUCAAAGAAUUAACGACCAAACAAGAAAGUUUGCUUCAUGAGAUGAAAAAUGAAAAUAAAAAAAUCGACGAAGUACAAGAAGAGCCGAGUUUAAAGGAAAUGUUUUCGAUUAUAAACAAAUAUCAAGGAAAGUUGGCUUCCUUAAAAUCGGAAAUGAGUUCAAUCCACGAAAGAACUUCGAAAUUAAAAAAUCGUGCACAGCGAUUGCAAAAAACAAAACAAAAGGAAGCACUCACGAAAGAACAUAAACGAGAACAAGAAUUGCGUCGUGAGCAGGAACUGAUUGGAAAGCGAAAAAAUGAGGAGCCAGAAGCGAGUUAAAAAAUUAAUUAAAUUCUCGAAUAAUUACAAAAGGCUGAGAAUAUUAUUGGGACAUAAUCAUUCAUUUUAGAUUUAAAGCAGUUAUAAUUUGGCAAUAUAAAUUUUAAGGAAACGAGUCAUAGAUUUAAUAUUAAUUGCGAUAAUGGGAUGUAAAAAUAAAGUUGAUUAAACAGAGUUUCUAUGAAA